GCGGGGCGAUGGCGGCGCAGGACGUGCUGGGCCAGACCGCCCGGCUGGCCUCGUCCAGCGCCCUGCUGCAGGUGCUGUUCCGGGUGCUCACCUUCGGGCUGAACGCCUUCACCCUCCGCUACCUGUCCCGGGAGCUCAUCGGCGUGGUCAAUGUCAGGCUGACUCUGCUGUACUCCACAGUUGUCUUCCUCGCCAGGGAGGCGUUUCGCAGAGCUUGUUUGAGUGGGAGUGCCAAGAGAAACUGGACCAAAACAAUUAAUCUCUUGUGGCUGACAGUCCCUCUUGGUGUCUUUUGGUCUCUUAUCUUGGGCUUAGUCUGGCUACACUUGCUUGAAGUACCCGACCCUUCUGUGGUUCCUCACUAUCAGGCUGGUGUAGUGGCAUUUGGUCUUUCUGCCAUUAUUGAACUCCUGGGAGAGCCACUCUGGGUUUUAGCACAAGCUCAUUUGUUUGUGAGACUUAAGGUAAUUGCUGAAAGCCUUUCAGUAGUGUCAAAAUGCAUUUUGACAGUUACUUUAGUAAUCCUUUAUCCUCAAUGGGGCCUUUACAUUUUUUCCUUGGCUCAGCUUUUAUAUGUCAGUGUUCUGGUAAUGUGCUAUGGAAUUUAUUUUGUGAUGUUUCUGGGAUCUCCUGAAGCCACAAAGAAGUCAUUUCCAGUUUCUAGAGUGAAAGCUCUAUUACCUAGCUUUGUGGAGGAUGAGACCUUUGUGAACUGGAAGGAAGCACGCCUGACUUGGAGUUUCUUCAAACAAUCCUUCUUGAAACAGAUUUUGACAGAGGGUGAAAGAUAUGUGAUGACUUUUUUGAACGUGUUAAAUUUUGGAGAUCAGGGUGUCUAUGAUAUUGUGAAUAACCUUGGUUCACUGGUGGCCAGGUUUAUCUUUUUGCCAAUUGAGGAAAGCUUUUAUGUAUUUUUUGCUAAAGUGUUGGAAAGAGGGAAGACUGUAAAGGAUCAGAAGCAGGAUGAUGUUGCUAUGGCUGCAAAUGUGUUGGAAUUGCUGCUGAAACUUGUGCUCCUGAUUGGCCUCACCAUCACUGUUUUUGGCUAUGCCUAUUCUCAGCUGGCUCUGGAUAUUUAUGGGGGCUCAAUGCUCAGUUCUGGAACAGGUCCAGACCUCCUGCGGUGUUACUCGUUGUAUGUCCUGUUUCUUGCUGUCAAUGGGGUAACAGAAUGUUUUACAUUUGCCUUAAUGUGCAAAGAGGAAGUGGACAGGUACAAUUUUGUUAUGCUGGCCUUGUCUUUCAUAUUUCUGUGCAUCUCUUAUUUCCUGACCCACUGGUAUGGCAGUGUGGGCUUUAUCCUUGCCAACUGCUUCAACAUGGGCAUCAGAAUAGCUCACAGCACCCACUACAUCCACCACUACUUCAGGGAGAGCAGCCACAGACCCCUCUCAGGCCUGCUGCCCUCCCCAGCUCUGCUGCUGGUUUACACCCUCAGUGCUGGGGUCACUGCUUUCUCAGAGGUGUGGUUCUGCUGUGACAAGGGCUGGAUGGCCAGGCUGAUCCACAUCAGCACGGGUGCCCUGUGCCUUGCAGGCACCCUGGUGACGAUGUUCUGCACAGAGACCAAGCUCAUCCACUUUGUCAGGAGCCAGUUCCUCUCCCGCUAUCUGAAGAAAGGAACAUGACCUGCUCCUGUGCAGAGCAGUUCUUGUAUGUGCUUGCAGUAAAGGGCUGUGUUUUUUUCCAUGAGAUCUGUAUGGAAAAAAGGUUUCCACAUGUAUUUGGAAGCAUUGAUAAGGGAGUGGCAAUGUUGACAACUGCCACUGCAUGAAUAUUAUUUUGUCUUCUGAACUGGUCAGUACAGCAAAAGAGAGGUGAAUAAUUUUCUCUUUGUGGAUCAUUCUUGUCUAAGCUUUUCUUCAAGCAGCCUCUGAAGAUCUCAGCUGACCCCCUGACCACAACCUGGUUGACAGACUGUGUGUAGAGGGCUCCCCUUCCUGCCACUGGCCUGAUGUGGUUUAGAGGGCUCUUAUUUGGCAUGGGUGCUGCUUAAGUAGGGAGAUGGUCAGGGGAAAAAACCUCCAACCAACCAACGAAUGCCAUAAAACAACAGCAGUGUGAGUGUUGUGGAGCAGAACACAGUGUGGUGCAGGGGGAUUGAGCUGUCACUGUUUGAAGUGCAAAGUGGGGAACAGAAGGUCCUGGCGUUUACAAGUAAAUUAAUGGAACACACAGCGUGUGUCCCUGCUGGCUCUGUGAGAUUAUUUCAUUCAGCAGAUCCUUCAUGUCUGAGGGCAUUGAUUAACUUGUCAGAAAUACCCUGAAGCCUUAGCUGGAAGAGGUUUUGGGCAUUGUCUGCAGAAGGUGUUGAGUACAAUCACUGAUGGUGCAGUUCAUAAGGUUACUCAUAAAACUUCUUACUUUCAUUCCAUUGUUUUUGGGUUUGUCUGAGAUUUUAAACGCCAGCAUGAACAAAUUUAUCUCAAGAAAAAUUCUUUUGUCUGUACAACUGAAUGUUAAAUAUAUUUAAUAAGAUUUUUUACAAGGAAUUAUGCAUAUCAAAGAUGUCUUCAUUGGAUAGUAAAUACUUCCUUUUGUUCCAAUGUUUUCAUCAUGUUUUGUUUCUUUACUUGUUCUAUCUCAACCUCUGUAUUGCUUUUUUUUAAUUGAUGAAAAUUUGACAUUCAGAAGUUCUAAAAUUCCAUGUAAGGCUGCUGGUUUAGGUGUACUGAUGGCAUAUUGUAUUGCUGGUCUAAGAUCUGAACUGGGCAGUUUCAGAAGGUACAAGUGGCAGGUUUAUAAUCAUCAAUGUUCCCUUUGGAGUUUUUGGAUGGACCAAAAAAAUGUCAAGGUAUGAAAAAUGUGUGCUCAGACUUGUGCAGUUGAAAGCUUUUAGUUUAAUUAUGUAGCAGCUCUGCAGAUCCUCAGACUGCUUAAAUAAAACCCUCACUGCAAUGGCAUUGUGGAGUUCAUUCUGGUGACCUUAAUGCCCAGGCUGAAAUCUUUCUAGUGUCAGCUUGUAGUUAAGAAAUAUUUUCUAAACUCUGGUGAUUCCCAUUUGGAAAGCAUUGCCAAAGAUGCUUUCCAUGAGAAUUUGGUGAUUGAAAAAUGAUCAUAGAGGAGCCAAAAUGUGACAGUGAAGGGCAGGAGGUGGCCUUGCACAGCCAAGGGCAGUUGUCUCCGUUGCCUGGAAGGAGUAGAUGCAGUCUUGCUGAUUCUUCUUACAGCGUUUUGAAAUCUGUGAAAAUGAAACAAACUACAUUAUUCUGUCCUCUUGAUUGAAUUCAGUAGUUCUUUGCCUUUUACAUUUUUCUCUUCUGAAUGGUCCUACACCUUUUUUUCCUUUUUUUCUGUCUUGUGUGGAGUUAGUUAUGGAGUACAAUUUCAAAUAUUGCAGAGAGUUGAAACUUCUUUAUUGUGAAGGAUCAAUGCUUGCAACAGUUGCUUCUCCUUUACUUGUUGGUAGUAAAAAAAUCAAGACAAUUGAAGCUAUGGACUGUAUUUCAAGGUCUUUUCCUGUAUGCCUUUGGGAUCCUACUGUGGUAAUAUCUCAAUCUGUACAGUGAAUUUUUAUAACUCCUUGGAAUGAGAAAUUUUGUACAGCCCUGCACCUAAAGUGCUUUGGGGAUGGAAGAACUUCUCAUACCAAAUUGAAGCCUAAAGUCAUUCUGCCUUGUCUGCUCUUCCAGGCCCAGCUGUACACUGAUAUUACUUCUGCUUGUAAUCUCAUAAGUAGGGUAAUGUGAGGAGUUCUUCUUCAGUGAUGUGACCUGUGUAGUCUCAUAAAUAUUAUUUAAUAUAAAUGAAUUAUUUAAUAUAAUAUGAACUAAUUUAAAGACAAGUUACAUUUUUAUACCACUCUGUGUUAUUUCAUAUUGGAAAUAUGAUUUUUCUUAUUUCAUAUUGGCAAAAAUCACAUAUCAAAUGCUAUUUUCUAUGAAUCAGGAAGACAUUUAAGGUGACUUAAUGAUAGCUUAUUAGCAAAUUAAGGACACAUUCCUCAUUUAAACAUCAUCUGCAGGCAGCUCAGUGAUGGUUGACUGGUGUUUGUGAUACUGGAUGUUUUAUUUUUAAUGUUUUAUGUGGAGAAAACUGCAAGGACAGACAGGAAGUAGAGACCUAUGGAACUCUGCUGGUUUCUUAUUUAUCAGUGGGAUCCUUAAUGUCAGAGCUGUUAAUUGCUUUAUUGCUAAAGCAGCAAACUCUCAAACUCAGGGACAAAGUUGAGAUUGAACUUGACCACGUUUCCCUUUUGUUUUAGCCCCAUUCAUCGGUCAAAAGCACAACUGUCUAAAGUGUCUUGAAGCUGUUUUACAGUGUUUUGAAAUCUUUUAGUUUCAGCCAAAGGGGAAUGAAACAUUUUCUUUGGUGGAAAAGAUUAUGAUUUCAUGCUUUGUGGUGCAUUUUUCUUAUUUGUUGGAUGAAUGAUUUUCAAGGUAACACUAAAUAAAGUUUAUUUCCUUUA
Messenger RNA from Melospiza melodia melodia, 4408 nucleotides. It is a transcript of the gene RFT1, whose product is annotated as RFT1 homolog. The record is from RefSeq and is a predicted model, not a curated record. Gene Ontology annotation, biological process: dolichol-linked oligosaccharide biosynthetic process; glycolipid translocation. The coding region runs from base 9 to 1628 and encodes 539 amino acids. Gene Ontology annotation, cellular component: endoplasmic reticulum membrane. The transcript has 13 exons. NCBI's taxonomy places the organism in Eukaryota, Metazoa, Chordata, Aves, Passeriformes, Passerellidae.